GAAUGCAGUUUCUGUGAAAUUAUUCAUUAUUCAAUGGCUGGUGGUGCAGAUCUAGUUGUUCCAUCUGUCGGUUCUAAAAGUAUCAUCGACUCGAACCAAGAAUCCGACAAGGGUAACUAUUGCCGGCCUAACAUUGAAUCAUUCCUCAUGUCUCCUAAGUUGCCAAAAUCAGUUCCACCAGUUUCUUCUGCACCAGAAGAAUCUAACAUCAGGCGCCCUCGUGGCAGGCCUGCUGGCUCGAAAAACAAGCCAAAGCCACCCAUCAUUGUGACCCGAGAUAGCGCUAAUGCGCUUAAAGCUCACGCAAUGGAGAUUAGUUCAGGCUGUGAUGUAAGUGAGAGUUUAGCCAAUUUUGCUAGGAGGAAGCAACGCGGAAUAUGUGUACUUAGCGGGAGUGGCUGUGUAACCAAUGUUACGCUACGACAACCCGCUUCAUCUGGGUCCAUUGUCACCCUUCACGGGCGCUUCGAGAUACUCUCAUUGCUCGGAUCAAUAUUGCCUCCACCUGCUCCACCCGGGAUUACGGGGCUAACUAUUUACUUGGCAGGUUCUCAAGGACAGGUUGUGGGUGGGGGAGUAGUUGGUGCUCUCAUUGCAUCAGGCCCUGUGGUGAUCAUGGCUGCAUCUUUCAUGAAUGCUACUUUUGAUCGCUUGCCAUUAGAUGAAGAUGAAAUUUCCGCAGCUGUGCAGAAUCAGCAUUACCAGAACAGUCGUAAUCACCACCAUCACCACCACCACCUUGAUAUUGCAGAUCUGUAUGGAGUACCGCAUAAUUUGCUUACCAAUGGUACAGUGCCUCAAGAAAUUUACUCUUGGGCACCCGGACGAGCAAUGACAAAAUCGUAACUUCAUCAGUAAUUUCAUCAGUAUUAUUCUUCUCAUAACAGGUCUCAAUAUUGUCAGUUAUGCAUCUCCGUAAAAACUUUUUAUAUCAGUGUAGCUUUUUGGCAUUGGAAAUUUAUGAAAUCACAUUUGUUUCAAAACUCA
This is a messenger RNA of Mercurialis annua (annual mercury), 987 nucleotides long. Its product is annotated as AT-hook motif nuclear-localized protein 16. NCBI's taxonomy places the organism in Eukaryota, Viridiplantae, Streptophyta, Magnoliopsida, Malpighiales, Euphorbiaceae. The record is from RefSeq and is a predicted model, not a curated record. The transcript has a single exon. Gene Ontology annotation, cellular component: nucleus. The coding region runs from base 34 to 846 and encodes 270 amino acids. Gene Ontology annotation, biological process: vegetative to reproductive phase transition of meristem. Gene Ontology annotation, molecular function: DNA-binding transcription factor activity; minor groove of adenine-thymine-rich DNA binding.